AUUGUAAACAUAUCCUCUGAUUUGAGUAAUCCUGUCAUUGUUUAGCCAAAAUAAUGUGUCACCAACAGAAAAUGUCUAUAAAAAUGUGAAAUAUCUUGAUGAAAUACAAACAAUUAAGCAUAGUAGCCAUGGCGUUUCAAGGGAAAUGUGCCAAUACGGCUAUGUAUACGGCCAUGAUGGUCGUAAUUCUCUUGCAAUUUUUAAGUACAUUGGAAAGACAAAUAUUUGAUUUCUUGGGAUACAUGUGGGCACCAAUCAUUGCCAACUUCUUUCAACUUAUCUGUGUUAUCAUUGGUGGAUUUGGUACUUACCAGUUCAGGUCAAAGUUCAUCACAUUGUACUCCACAUGGUCAUUGAUAUGGCUCGGAUGGAAUGUGUUUGUCAUAUGUCUAUAUUUAGAAGUUGGGGUUCUUAGUCGAAACAAAGAUCUGUACAUACUAAAUAUUGGUACUAAGAACAAAAGCUGGUGGCUAGAACAUGGUAUUGGUUGUCGGAUAACCAACACAUCCUGGAUAGAUAAUUCACCGACAGAUUCCAGCCGACCAAUUCCACCAGAAGAUGUGGUUGAAGGGUGUCUGCUUGAUUAUUACUAUGUAGAAGUCAUACAUGCAGGUGUACAGGUUUUGUUAGCUUUAAUUGGUUUUGUGAUUUCGUGUGUGAAUGCGUACAUAUUCGUUGAAGAGGAGGAAAGUUGUGACACUUCACACAGGAAAAAAUAUAAAAUGAUGAAGAUGUGUAGCCUGCCUGUUUAUAGAACUUCAAAUGCUAAUGACGAAUUGGAAUUUGUGAAAAUGUAUCAGACCCCAUCACGUCCGGGAUAUGAGAUUGAAAAUCAGACAUUUCAAACUGAACAAGAGACAAAUGACUAUCCAACCCUUGAUCGGCCACCGAGCUAUGAAACCAGCAUGCGUAAUCAAGCUAAUCGUAAUAAUGCUGUCAGCAAUGAUUAUACUUAUGGUGCUGAUAGACAGAGUGUUCGUAGUGUUCGAAGUGCACGAAGUACGCGCAGCACACGAAGUAAAGCAAGUAAUAAAUCUAAAAAUACAAAUCGGCAAUCCUCCGCUACAGAAAGAAGAGAGGAGUUGCCAUGGGUACAGAUUACGCCGUCUCCAAGCAGUUAUGAAUCUCCAUUUCGUCAUUACCCUUAAAGUGCCUCACAGAACCUUCAUAUCAUUUUUUUUUAUCCGUGGACAUUUGUGAUUUAAAUAAGAAUUUUCAAAUGAUUGAAGAUAAAAAUAUUAUUGUUCAUAAACACAGAUUAUUGAGAGAAGCUAGUGAUAUUACUUGAGGAAGUGAUGCUGAGAGCUGAUAUGGAUUGUUUUAUAUCUGAUUUUCAUUGUAUCAUUUCUGUUCAUUGACAAAUUUAAAUCUUUCAAUAUUUGUGACUAACUGAUAGAUAUAAAACACAAUAGAGUUUGAUUGCUUUAUUUCUGUAAACAUGGUAAACACGGAACAUGCUGUACUUCUUUUAGGGAUAAAGAUUGCAUUUAGUACAAUUAAAACUCUGUCAGUGGGUUGAUAACUAUAUCUUUCAAGCCUGAUGGCUACCACCUGAAUUUCAUACAAAAAAGUACUCAGAGGUAAACAUUUUUAAGAUUCUAUCCAUGUCCAUGUCAAGCAAUUUACCAAAAUGCAUACUCUAAUUCCGAUAUUCGAAGUUACAAAAUGAAGAUAAUUAUUUCAUUUAAAAUAACUUAAGGUGGUACCUAACACUACAGGGAGAUAACUCUGUGAAAUCAACUAAACGUUUUAAUGACGUUGUGUUGUAAAGGAAACAUUAAGCUUCUCAAUGAUCAAAAUUGUUGUUUGUCAAACUGCUAUACAAUCAGUGUAAUUUUUCUGACAAAACGUUUGGUUCACGAUUUUUGAAAUUUUUAUUUACUUGUUAAAGGGUCAAAGUAAAUACUUUGUCAAAAUUUUAUGAAAAUUAAACGAGCCAAAUUAAUUUUAGUGAAAGUGUUGGGUACCACCUUAAUUUGGACAAAUAUUUUGUAAAAAUAAAUUUUGAACUUCAAUCGUAUUAUUAAAUAAAGGAAAAUAACUUCAAAUUCAAAAUUGUAACAUUUAAUCAUCAUUAUGGGAGCAAUCUUUAUAUCCUGCAGCGCUCACAAGUACUUUGAUUUUCAAAACUUAGUGUUUCUUCUGUAAAUAUUUUCCUUGUUUACAGUCAUGACAGUGUUUGUAAAAAAAAGAUAACAAGUUUAACUCAUUCACAGAUGGUAGAAGAUUAUUUAAAAUGUUGAAGGAGACUUAAAUGUUAAAUAAUUGAACUUUUUCUUUGUUUUAAAUUGUUGACUUUAUAAAUAUAGUCCCAGUGGUAUGUUAACAUUGACAUACAUAAAUUGAUAUUUUGAAAUGGGACCAUUAUUUUUGUUUUUAGUGGAAUGUGAGAUGCAUUUGUUAUCAGUAUAUAUAUAGAUAGUAUUUUUGAAUGAGAGUUUAUUGAAAAUUUUGAGAGAAAGUGUUUUUCGAAUGGUUGUAGUUAUCUAUUUUCAUGUCUAUGAUAAGAAACAUGAGCCAUAAUUUUGUCUAUUAGGGUUUGAUUUAUUUGAUUAAAAAAACAAAUGAAAUGAAAUCUCUUAUUUCAAACCUGUAAAAUUUGUAUUGAAUGCACCUUGUUCAUACAUGUAGUAAAUGGUAUCUGGUCUUUAAUACAUGUAGAUUAAAAAAAAAAUGUCUUAUUUUUGAAGUAUUCAUCUGUAAGUUCCUUUAAGUUUUCUGUUCAAGAUUUUAAUUCCUUAAUGCAUAAUAAAUAUAUCUUAAUUUCAGUAAUAACUGAUAAUCCUGUAGCCAAGAAUAAGAAAGUAUAUUUUACAUAGUAAAGUGGCAUGAAUGUUUUUUUUAAAUAUGAAUUAUCCAAACAAAUUUCUGUUACCCUGUAUGGAAAAAUCAGCCAUGUUUUGUUUGAUUAUGAGAGAUAAUAUUUAGCAAUGCAAUGAUAAUUUUUUUUUAGUUGUAAAAAUGUAUAAAUGUCUCAAUAAAAUCCAAAUGAAAGAGAUUUUUGUGUCACAGGACAUCUAGGGGUCACAGGACAUCUAGGGGUCACAGGACAUCUAGGGGUCACAUGACAUGUAGGGGUCACUUAUGUCGACUUCAUUCAUCAUCUUCGUCCACAUCAUACUUUUUUUAUCUAUAACUCUGAAAAAGAUUUUAUCCAACUUUGUGUAGAUUUUUCCUUAGGACAUGAAAUUGCGCACCUGCUCAUAUAAUUUUUGAUCUGUGGUGAAUUUGUAAUUUUGCAAUGCCAUUUUAUAGUUAUUACAAGAUGAAAGGCUUGUGUGACAAAAUUCUUGGAAGACUCACAGAUUUUAUUUUAUUAUAAAAGAAAACAGGACUGAAUUAUGAUCUUAAAGAAGAGAACUGGAAUUUUAUAUCUGUCAUUUAUUUUCUCUUACAACAUGAUAAGCACAAAUGUCUGUAAUCAUGCAUAUCAUGAUUAGUACAAGCUACAUUAAUCAUGCUUAUCAUGAUUUAUAUCACUAACUUAAGUAAUCUUGCCUAACUUUUGGCUAUUAAUAAAGAUUCAAAACAACAAGUGCUUGCAUAAUUGUUAAUUCGUAAUAUAUAAUUACAUUUCAAAGAAAAUUGCUUUAAAGAUUUGAACACUAAUCAUACUAUCAAGUGAUCUCAAACUGCAAUAUUAUCUAACUUCAUGAAACUGCCUUUCAUUGAUGAGUAACAAAUUCAAUAUCAAGUUAAGGAUGUUUGCUGCUCAGUUUCAUAACAGAUAACUUUUCAUAAAUCUAGUAUGUAUUGAUAGGGAAUUAAUUAUGGAAUCAAAAAAGGAAAACAAAUAUAGGGGUCAAUGUGCUUGUUUUUCAAGAUAUUAGCCAUUGGAAUUUUGGCGGGAAAGUGUCUUGAUUUUUCUUAGUUUUUAAUUGACCAGUUAAAGUUCUCAAAUACUAUUAAAAAAUAAAUAAAAUUUUAUAAGACUUUUACAAAUGACUUAUAAUUAUACAUGUAAAAUAUUUAUAAAAAGAAAAAUGGGGGUUCAUGGGAUUUUUUUUUAAGGCAUUUAAAUGGAUAAAACCAGAGGAUUCCGAAAAUCUGACAAAAAUUCAAAAACAUGACAAGCAGACAUCCUUAAGUUUUGGUAACUGUGCUUGGUGCAUCUUAUAUGAAUGAGAGAAUUAUGUCUAUACUUUUUCAAUAGAAAGCAUUUAAGUUUUGUGAAAUGUCAUAAUAUGUUAUUUAGCUUUAUUUUUGAAUAUUUGAAGUGCUGACCCGGUAUAUUUUUUAAUCAAACAAUGAUUGGGUUAAUAAUCACAUGUAACAGAAAUUCAUAUAAAAAUGGUACUUAAUAAAAAUGAUGUGAUUUGAAAUAAACCAUCAUUUUGGUUUUAUUUGUCUAAAAAUUCUGAAAAUUUAGUUAUGGGCACCAAUUUAUGGGAUUUUAUAGAAAAUAAAAAAUAAAUUAUUUCAAAGGGAGGUAAUUCAUUUUUUUUGUAGAAAAUAUUUUUAAUUUAUCAAGAUAAGUACAAGCACAAGAUCAACACAGGUCAAGAGUUUAACAAAAUUUUAAAUGAUAUAAACAAUUACACAUAAUACAUUUACAAUGUGUAUUUUUUAAAGAUCUAAAUGUGUUUUGCUCUCUUUUACAUUUGUUUCUGUUGUAAAUGGCAGAAAAGACUAUAGCGCUGUUUCAUUUUUAAAAACAUACAUGGUUCUUAGAGAUGACAAUUUGAAAAAAGAGACUGCAUACAUUUAAAAGUAUGUGGUCACACCCAUCCAUAGUGGCAACUUCCAAAUUGCCUCCCCUUGAUCACAUGUACAAUUUUAUAGAUCGGCCAAUAUUACCAGACAUAAUUUUACAGCUAAUUAAUGCAUGUAGAGCAAUACUCUGGUUAGCUUGCUUGCUUUGUAUGUAUAUUGUACAAAAGUAAUAAAGAUAACUUUCAAUUGAAUUUAACGCUAAUAUUUACAGGUUAAAGUUUGCCUAUAUUUAUUGUUUGAAGAUAUCAAUCAUAAGUACAAAACUUGGGUAAAAGUGUGUAUGAACAAAGCAACCAGCCUACCAAAGUUUUACUCUACAUGCUUUAGGAAAUUAGCUGUAAUGUAAGUUACAAAUUAAGGUUCUUAAUACAGUGAUAUGUAGAACAAAGACUUGCCGUCAAACUUAUUGAACAAUUGUACAUUAAUUGAAUGUUCUAUAUUUAUUUUUAAUUUUAUGUUCACAGCUGAAUAUUUUCAGCCAUAAUCAAGUUACGAUUUUAUUAUAGAAAUUUUAAUUAUUGUACAUUAUUUUGUAAUGUCAAGAAUAAAUUGGUGAUAAAUCAA
Messenger RNA from Mytilus trossulus (common blue mussel), 5277 nucleotides. Its product is annotated as sodium/potassium-transporting ATPase subunit beta-1-interacting protein 3-like. Lineage: Eukaryota; Metazoa; Mollusca; Bivalvia; Mytilida; Mytilidae. The record is from RefSeq and is a predicted model, not a curated record. The transcript has 8 exons. Gene Ontology annotation, biological process: regulation of sodium ion transport. The coding region runs from base 99 to 1148 and encodes 349 amino acids.